UCAGAUUUCAGCAGUUGGUCUGUCAGCGGAACCUUUCUGCUGAAUUGCACUUGAACGGCAGUUUAACAAAAAAAACACACAAAGAUGGGCGAAAGGAUAAUGCAAGCGGCUCGAUGCCCGACAGACGAGCUGUCAUUGACCAACUGUGCCGUCAUUAAUGACAAGGAGCAGCUGUUUGAAGCACAUGUGACGGUGCGCAAUUUAGCCCACAAGUUUGUGUUCACCUUGACGAGGCAUCCCGGUGUUAGCCCUGGGAGCAUUGCCUUCAGCCUUCCACAGAGAAAAUGGGCUGGCCUGUCGAUUGGACAAGAGGUUGAAGUAAGAAACUACACGUUUGACAAGUCCAAGCAGUGUAUAGGCAGCAUGACAGUGGAAAUCGACUUCCUGCAGAAGAAGGUGGUGGACAGUAACCCCUACGACUCGGACAAAAUAGCCACCGAGUUCCUCCAGCACUUCAACAACCAGGCCUUCAGCGUCGGACAGCAGCUGGCGUUUAGCAGCUUUGACAAGCUGUUUGGCUUGCUGAUAAAGGAUAUUGAGGGCAUGGACCCCAGCAUCCUAAAGGGAGGAAAUUCAUCUUCUAAGAAACAGAAGAUUGAAAUCGGUUUAUUGCUGGGAAACAGUCAGGUGAUAUUUGAGAAGUCAGAGACUUCAUCCAUGACGCUGGUCGGGAAAUCGAAGACCCGAGACUCUCGGCAGUCCAUCAUCACCCCGGACUGGAACUUUGAGAAGAUGGGUAUCGGCGGCCUCGACAAGGAGUUUUCUGACAUCUUCCGUCGAGCCUUCGCCUCUCGAGUCUUCCCUCCAGACAUAGUGGAACAGAUGGGCUGUAAGCAUGUGAAGGGAAUCCUGCUGUACGGACCCCCGGGCUGCGGUAAAACCCUGAUGGCACGACAGAUUGGCAACAUGCUCAAAGCCCGGGAGCCAAAGAUCGUCAACGGCCCCGAGAUCCUCAACAAGUACGUUGGAGAGUCUGAGGCCAACAUCAGGAAGCUGUUCGCAGACGCAGAGGAGGAACAGAAGAGGCUCGGUGCAAACAGCGGCCUCCACAUCAUCAUAUUCGAUGAGAUCGACGCGAUCUGUAAACAGCGUGGCAGCAUGGCCGGCAGCACAGGAGUCCACGACACUGUUGUCAACCAGCUGCUCUCCAAGAUCGACGGAGUGGAGCAGCUCAACAACAUCCUGGUCAUAGGUAUGACCAACAGGCCUGACCUGAUAGAUGAGGCCUUGUUGAGGCCGGGAAGACUGGAGGUGAAGAUGGAGAUCGGUUUACCGGAUGAAAAGGGCCGCGUUCAGAUCCUCCAGAUCCACACUGCAAAGAUGCGUCUUCACGAUCUGCUGGCAGGCGACGUAAACAUCCCGGAGCUGGCGGUGGAGACAAAGAACUACAGCGGAGCUGAGCUGGAGGGCCUGGUCCGGGCCGCACAGUCCACUGCCAUGAACAGACACAUCAAGGCCAGUAACACGGUGGAGGUAAACAUUGAGACGGCAGAGAAGCUGCAGGUCAGCAGGCUCGACUUCAUGGCCUCGCUCAACAAUGACAUCAAACCUGCGUUUGGUACCAACCAGGAGGACUACGCCAGCUACAUCAUGAACGGAAUAAUCCGCUGGGGAGAUCCGGUCUCGGCGGUCCUGGAGGACGGGGGGCUGCUGGUGCAGCAGACGAAGAACAGCGACCGCACACCGCUGGUCUCUGUGCUGCUGGAGGGCCCACCUAACAGUGGGAAAACAGCGCUGGCUGCUAAGAUCUCUGAAGACUCACAGUUCCCCUUUAUCAAAAUCUGUUCCCCGGACAAGAUGAUCGGACACUCGGAGAUCGCCAAAUGCCAAGCCAUCAAAAAGAUAUUUGAUGAUGCCUACAAGUCCCAGCUGAGCUGUGUGGUUGUGGAUGACAUUGAACGUUUGUUAGAUUACGUGCCGAUCGGCCCUCGUUUCUCCAACCUGGUGCUACAAGCGUUACUGGUGCUGCUGAAGAAACCUCCUCCAAAGGGUCGUAAGCUGCUGAUCAUCGGCACCACGAGCCGUAAAGACGUCCUGCAGGAAAUGGAGAUGUUGGAUGCUUUCAGCACCACCAUCCACAUUCCCAAUAUCUCAGGGGGAGAGCAGCUGGUCGAAGCCCUGGAGCUGCUGGGCAGUUUCCAGGAUGUGGAGCGUGCCAGAAUAGCUGAAGCUGUGAAGGGUCAAACACUGUGGAUCGGCAUCAAAAAGCUGCUCAUGCUGAUUGAAAUGGCUGCACAGAUGGAUCCUGGCCACAGAGUCAGCAAGUUCCUGAGUCUACUGAAGGAUGAAGGAGGACUGGGUUCUUCUGCUAGGUCUAACUCGGCUUUUGACAAGUUUAUGGCGAUCUAGACUCAGUGGAGCCGCAGAGUGAAAAAGAGGCAUCCUUCAACGUUGCUGAGGAACGGAAGCCUGAAAGAGGCUGGCAGGAGGAAGCGAGCAAGAGAUAGUUUCCAUCUCUCUCUCUCUGCAUCCCUGAAGCUCUGUGCGCGUCUCUCUGCACUGCAGCUUUCUGCAGCAGCAGCAACCAACCAGACGACCUCCUCCUCUUCAGCACGUGUAAAAUAUGAGAUAUAAGCCGUGUUUGUGGUAUCUGUGUAUAUUGCAUUUGCAGAAGACUUGAGUGCUGUAAUCUCCAUGUGAUGCCCGGGCACUCCAUUGGGUUUUUAUAUAUAUAAAAGAGUGAAUUGUGCAUGCACGAACACUAAUCAUAACACAGUUUGUUCAUAUAGGCGUCAUUUGUAUGCACAGCUUUGUAAUCUGAUCAUUCCAGGACAUGUGGCGCCCUCACUUAAACAUCUUUUCCUAUCAUGUCAUGUACUUGCCUUUUUUAUUUUGUGAAUAAAUUUAAUUCUAUUACUACUACUAACAAGAAAACUUUCUAAAUUAAUGAUGAAAUUAAGUUGUUUCCAUGCAAAAGUACAGUCCAGUAAAAUGAAGAAUCUGUGGGUGUUUUUUGUUGAUUUAAGCUCCAAAUCGUCUCUAAGUUCCCUGCAGUCCCUCUGAACACACUGCCACACAAGAAGAAAAAUGAAUCCACCUCCAGUUGUUUUCAUUAUCAAGUGUUUUUCUCAUAAUUACGGCAUGUUGAAAUCCUAAAGACAUGUCUCUAUCAUAAUCAUCGGGUGUAAUUAUCUCGUAAUUAUGAAGAAAUUUGACAUCUCAUAAUGAGAUGAAGCUACUCAGACGCUCGCGGUUAACAUCGAUGUUGAGCAAUCAGUGAGUAAGAAAACAGUCGAGCAUUAAGCAGGAAGCUACUGCAGCACACCUGUCACUCAUCAUCAAUAGUUAAAGAGGUUUUAAUUAAGUAAUAACAUGUCAUUAAACAAAUAAUAACCAGGUAAUAUCUGGGAAAUAUUAGACAUCAAUUUAUUUUAAAUUUACUGGGUAAUAAGGGGCCAAACACAAAAGUUUAAUAACUGGGAAACAUGUUUAAAGAUAGCAACAAGGCAAAACUUUAAUAAUAGUCUAGUAAUAUUUAGGUAACAACAUGGUAACCUGCUAACAAUAAAACAUAUUGUUUUUGGAGGAUAAAAAAUAAUUUUUAAAAAAUGUAAUUUUUAGAAGCUGGUAUGAAAAUAGAUCCUUUCUGUGUGGAUUGUGCAGCGAUAUGACUCUGCAAAAGUUCUCAGAGGGCUGCUUUCCUAAACAAAUAACUGUAUUACAUAAUAUCUAACACUAUUAUACAUUAUUAUACCUUAUAUACAACAUGGGUGUCAUUAUUUCAGUUCUAACUUUAUCUAAAUUAGCUUUCAGUUUGAUUCAACAAAAUCAAAAUUUGACCAUAUAUGGGUAUAUGGCAGUCAUAUCACAGCUGGUACCAUGUAGCCUUUUCUUUUUUAAAGAAAUUAAACGUAAGAAAGUAGAAGUAUGGAUGAAGAAUAAAUUCAAAAUGUAAGUGACAGUUAUCCGGGUAUAAAAUCAGUGAUCUGUUGAUGUUUAUGAAUCAAGACAAAAAAAUUAAAUCGAAUCAUGACCGCAAAAUUGAAACUGAAUCAUGGAUUUGGAGAAUUAUAAAUGUCUCGCAUUGUCAACCACUUCUAGAAAUAAUAACUGAGGAAAUAUAUUAAUUAGAAAUAUAAUAAUAAACACCAUUUCUAAAUCACUCCACACUGUUAAUCUGUACACAUUAUAUGUUUAUUGCUGUGAUUGGUUACUUGGAAACACUUUCUGUGUAUUUAUGAAUCAGGGCUGCAAAAUGUUAAACUACCUAAUUAUCUAAUUACCUCUUUAUUAUUAAUCUUUAAAUAUCCCACUGUUGCUGUGCUGUAAUGGAAGUGCCUGCCACCAUAUUUUCUAAGUAACUCCUCCCUCAUAACUGUGCUGCAAAUGGAACUUCUGUUGCUACAACUUGUGGUUUUCUAUUUUUUAUAUAUAUAUAAGUGAAAUUAAAUAAAAUUGAACCAUUGA
Messenger RNA from Centropristis striata (black sea bass), 4407 nucleotides. Its product is annotated as vesicle-fusing ATPase-like. Gene Ontology annotation, biological process: Golgi to plasma membrane protein transport; intra-Golgi vesicle-mediated transport; SNARE complex disassembly. Gene Ontology annotation, cellular component: Golgi stack. The transcript has 22 exons. Gene Ontology annotation, molecular function: ATP binding; ATP hydrolysis activity. Lineage: Eukaryota; Metazoa; Chordata; Actinopteri; Perciformes; Serranidae. The record is from RefSeq and is a predicted model, not a curated record. The coding region runs from base 85 to 2349 and encodes 754 amino acids.